AUGCAAGAUGAUGUGAUUCCUAUAAUUCAAAAAUGGAGUAACAUACCAGAAAACACACCUAAAGUCAUAAAAUCAAAAAACAUUUUAUUCUUGGCUUCACUUUUGGACUCCUUUAUUAUUCACUUUAAAGAACUAAUUUGGAUACCAAGAUGUAAUGCUACUAUUGCAUGGGAAAAGACUAAAAAUAUUGGAAGAAAAGAAAAAUUAAAUGAAUCUGAAAAUAUGGAUCAUUUACAGGAAGAUCAAAUUGCAGUACUUGAUGAUAUUUCAAUUGAGUUGGAUUCAAUAUAGUCUGAAAAUUCAUUAAAUGAAAAUCACAUUAUAUCAAAGUGUUAUAGAGUGGGAAAAAAAGCUCAAGAUUAGAUGAGUUUACUAAUUAG
Rhizophagus irregularis DAOM 181602=DAOM 197198 is the source of this 380-nucleotide messenger RNA. Lineage: Eukaryota; Fungi; Glomeromycota; Glomeromycetes; Glomerales; Glomeraceae. The record is from RefSeq and is a predicted model, not a curated record.